AUGUCAAUUAACCUAAAGACCCUUCACCUUGCUUCACCAAAGCAUAAGCACAAGUUCGAUGCUUCCUCUGUACAAAAAAUCCAGCAAAUACCAGAUCCAGUAACCCAAUCUUCCACCAGUACCCAUCAGAAGUCAUUGUCGAACUCAUCGGUGAUUGAGGACGAGGGAGAAAAAUUCUAUUCUCCUUUGGCUAAAAAAGACUCAAACAACUCCUCUACUUAUUCGGAUUUGGACGCUAUCAAACAAUUCCUCGUAUCCCCUGAGAUGAUUGCAACCUCGCCAAAAAAGAAAACUAUGGAUCAGAAAUCUUUGGCUCCAGUAUUGGUGCAGGGAGUGUCAGAUCAAAGUCACCCUAUCCAAUACCAGCAACAAUACUCUCCUUUGAUCAAGGAUGAUGCGCCAAUUAUUGUAACAAAGCCAGAUGGCAAGAAAUUACAAAAAUUGGUACAAGGCAGCGACAAUCUUGAGCAAAGAAAAAAUGCAGCUGUUGAAGAAGCAGAAGCAGAAGAAGAAGAAGAAGAAGAAGAAGAAGAAGAAGAAGAAGAAGAAGGAAGUGACAAUGCCACAAUAAAAUCCGCUAAUUCCAGUUCUUCAAAUAUCUCAAACAAAACAGAAAAGGCUUUGAAAUACGAAGAAAUGAAAUUAUCAGAAUUGAAGAAAACCGCCGCUGAGUUAUAUGAACAUAAAUAUGAGGCGGUUCCAGUGGAGGAUUAUAUGAUGGUGUUGUGUAACCCAAAUAAUCCCGAGGCUAAAAAGUUGAGAUCUUUCUAUUUAAAGAAAUUCAACUGGACAAUCUCUUUGUUGGAUUCUUUGAGAAUUCUUUGUAACAAGUUAUAUUUCAGAGGCGAAUCUCAAAACAUCAGCAGAAUCAUUGAAUCGUUUUCAAUAGUUUGGACCCAAAAAUUCCCUAAAAACAUUUUCGGAAACCAGUAUGCCAUUUAUUUGAUUGCCUAUUCUUUGAUUUUGUUGAACUCUGACUUACACUCUCCUGAGCUUUCUAAACAUAUUUCCAAGGAAACUUUUGUGAAAAAUACAUUGAAUGCCCUUAAAGUUGAAAAAUUAUACCCAAAAGAUUCCAUUAGUGCCUUGAACUGUCUCAGAAACUAUUAUGAAAGUAUUGAGAUAAACGAAUUAAAAUUGUUGAAUAAUAACCUGACGGCUGGCAAUGGGGGUUAUCAAUCUAAUGGGAAUUACAAUCACAACAACAAUAGUUUUGUGAACUUACGAAAGACGUCAUUCAAUGUUAGUAGAUCAUCUACUAGAGCCAGCAAUGCAGUUUCUAAUAAGUUAUACCAUCAUGACAAUGGCACAAACCACACUGGUAUUGGGAAAGGUGACUUCUUGGAGGCCCCUCCGAAUGCUGGUAGCAUUCUUCCAAAAGAACAAGAACCAGUUGGGUUUUUACAUGCUUUACAAAGAAAUGCAUCACACUUGAACCAUAAAACUGAUAGUAAAUUAGAUUUGAGAAAGCAUAAAUCCAGUGUCUCUAUUGCGUCUGCUGUUAGUGCUAACACUAUGAAAACUAUGGAAACCUCAAACACUGUCGGCACUUACAAUUCUAUUAAUACCUCGAACAAGUCCAGCUUUAAACAUAGCGGAUCUUCUAACACUGCUCUAAUCAACGCCAACAAUUCUAUCAGCAAUUCUAAUUCUUUUGUUUCUUCUAGUUUAGAGGCCUCUGACGUGAUUAUUGAGGAAGAUGAAGCUGAUAUGGAUUUGGAAUUGACUGGUCCUCCUUGGGCUAAAGAAGGGUUGUUGAAAAUUAAGAAGUUUGAGAAGAACAAGAAUUUCUUUGGUUUGAAUUCUUCUAAAUCCAAUAAUGUGUCUGGCUCACAAAGCUCCUCGCAGUUCAGUAGAAGUUUCUUCAAUGGAAACAGCAACAGUGAUGGUUUGAAUAAUCAUUUAUCUAGGACUUCUACGAAUACCAGUGGAUUUGUUAAGCAUCAUAAGAACGGCUACAAUUCUUCAUCUUCAUCAUCCAACAAAGCGCAAUGGAAAUUGAACUUUACCGUUGUUUCGAGAGGUGAAUUGAAAUUGUUCUCCUUUGGUAACAAACCAUCUUCUUCUUCAUCAUCAUCGACAUUAUCGAAUAGCCAAUUUAGUUCGCCAAUGAUGGAUGGUAAUUCGGGUAAAUUACGCAAGAAGUUCUCCAAACUAAGAUUAGAUAAAAAUAAUAAUGAGCCAGUAGUGAUUGGUGCUGGGAACUCCCUCCCUAUUGGCGGGGGCAUUGGUGAUGGUAACUGGAUGAGAAAUGCUCUCACGGCCGGCUCUUUUAGUAUGAUUUCCACUUAUUCGAAAAUUAUUCCCGACGAUUCGAUAAAUAACAAGUCGUUGAAAUCAAGAGAAUUGGAAACUUUCUGGGCAUUGAAGUUGCCAAGCAAUUAUGAUUUUGACGCUGAUAAUAGACAAUUAAUGUCGAAGGUUAAAAAGGAAACUGGAGCGUAUAUUAAUAAUGAUAACAUUUUAAUUUUCAGUGCUGGUACAAGAGAAAUUGCCGAAGAGUAUGUGUUCACUUGCAAUUACUGGGCUGCUAGAUUGACCGCCAUUCCAACUCAAAAUGAAUCGAUUAGUAACAAACAGUAUGGUUGGAACAAUUCGUUCCUCACUUCCACUAAUGCCACGAACAUAAUUAAUACCAAAAUUCACCUGUGGAAUCCUCUCGUGCCUUCAGUGGUGGCUUCAACCCUUUCUAUUAAGAAGCAGUUGAUUGAAUUGUUCAAAUAUGUGCAGAUUUUAGAAAACUUGAUUUCCGAUCAUUUGAAGUUGAAAGAUCAGAUUGAUGAAUUUAUUCACAAGAAUGCGUCAGAGAAUCACAAAUAUUUGGUGCAAUUGAAUAAAGUGUUCAAUUCCAUCAUGACCAAUUGGAAAAAUAAGUACAGUUAUUUGGUUAAUGAGCAUAACCAAUUCAAAGACUAUGUGUUGACUUUAAAAGAGGCGAUUGAUUUAAAACAGAAGAAGUUGAGUGGUGAAACUAGUGAUGAUGAGUGA
Molecule: messenger RNA, 2988 nt
Organism: Saccharomycopsis crataegensis
Lineage: Eukaryota; Fungi; Ascomycota; Saccharomycetes; Ascoideales; Saccharomycopsidaceae
Product: Arf family guanine nucleotide exchange factor
Exons: 2
Coding region: 1-2988 (995 amino acids)
Biological process (GO): regulation of ARF protein signal transduction
Molecular function (GO): guanyl-nucleotide exchange factor activity
Source: RefSeq, a predicted model, not a curated record